AUGGCCAUGGACAGCCUCUUAGCCUCGCUCUGGCCGGGCCCGGCGCCCGCGCCGGCGCCCGCCGAGGAGGAAAAAGUCUUCUCCUACUGGGGAGACACGCCCACGGAAAAUUCUGCCGCGCCCGCCGCGCCCGCGGUGGACAUCGACGUUUACGACGAAGCUAGAUUAGCACCAAGACCCGUGCAGCGCGCGGGGUCCUACGACACGGAUGAUUUGACGGACGCCGAGCUCGCGCAGCUCGGCCGCGCCAUCGCGACGGCGGCGUCGAGGGGCGAGGACGUCCAGACCGCGCGGCGAAACUGGUUCGAGGCGCGCGCCGCGCGACCGAAGGCGCCGGACUCGUCCAAGAUGGCCGCGGCCCGCAGCGCGCUCGAGGCCGACCGCGCGCGGCUGCGGAGCGUGAACGCGCCGAAGACGGUCGUCCCGGGCGAGGUCGACGCCCUCCACAAGCGCUCCGCGGCGGCGCAGCGGCGCCUCACGCAGCUCCGGAGCCGCGCGCCGCGGCCGCGGAGCCCGUCGCCCGAGCGCGUCGCGCCGCCCGUGGCAUCGGUCAACGCCAUGGCCAAGGUCGACAGCUACUGGGACGAGCCGGAGCGGCCGCCGCGGCGCCGCCGCGAGGAGAAGCCGCGGCGGCGAGGCGAGGAGCCCGCCUAUCGACCGCAGACCGACGACUUUCCCGUCGAGCGCGCGUCGCACGUCCGGGACCGCCGCGCGGAGCAGCAGCGGUUGCAAUCGGUCGACGCGGCCGAGGACGCGCGCGAGCAAAGGUCAAAAGCGCGGCGCAAGGGCGGCCCUCUGAACCUCUUCCGGCGGCCGGCUGCGAAGCCUCCCGCCGAGGAGAAGCGGCCGCAGUCGUCGGACGAGGACUACGAGGACGACUCCGACGCGACGCCGCCGCCGCCCGCGAAAAAAUCAGGGCUCUUCGGCCGGAGCAAGGCGCCGCCGCUGCGCCGCGACGACAUGGAGCCGUCGUACCGCCCGCGCGACGACGACAUGCCCGCCGAGCGCGCGUCGCACGUGCGCGACUACCGAGCGACGCGGCCGCCGGCGCCGCCCGAGCCUCAGUGGGGUUCGGACUCGGACGACGAGCCCGUGGGCCGCGUACAACCGGGGCGCCAGGCGGUGCCCCUCGGCCGCCAAUCUGCUCCGCUCGGCCGCCAGUCGGCGCCGCUCGGCCGCCACGCGGCGGAGGAUGAUAGGACGCGGCGCUAUGCCCAGCGGGACUACUCGCAAGUGACGAUCGGGAGCGCGUCCUCGGCGCCUCGUCGCGGCGGCGGCGCGGCGCCUUCUUCACCAAUCGAACCCGACUCGGACGGCGAGUACGACAUGGACCCGGCCCGGGCGCGGCGCGGCAGCAGCGGCAAGGCGCCGAAGAAGCAUCGCUGGCCCUGGCAGUCCAAGCCGGCGCCGCGUCCGUCCGAGCAGACGCGGAGCGCCGAGCGCCGGCGGAGCUCGAACCGCGCGCGAACGCCCGCCGCCGUCGACUCGGACGACUCCGUGGAACAGCUCGGCACGAACCCGCAGCUGUUUAGGAAUGUGGAUGCCGCCGCCGAGGCGGAGUACCGGCGGCGGAAGGCCCGCAGCGGCGGCGCGGAGAAGAUGCUCCGGUUCUUCCGGCCCUGGGGGAACAAGGACGCGGCGCCGGCGCCGACGCGUCCGGGACGCGCGGCCUUCCGCCAGAGCCCUCGCGCCCAGGGCUUCGGUCGUGGGCGGGACGACGAGGGGGACUACUGA
Molecule: messenger RNA, 1734 nt
Organism: Pelagomonas calceolata
Lineage: Eukaryota; Pelagophyceae; Pelagomonadales; Pelagomonadaceae
Source: the annotation of a GenBank genome assembly